GGAAGGGGCUGGGCUUUAUUUCUCUGGUAGAUCUGGCUCGGAGCCGGAGGUCUGAGCCGUGCUCACCUUCUGCCAGGCUGACCUCCACCACCCUUCCCCGGCCUCUGCCCCCCAGGCUCCUCGCCUGUGGGUCCUCCCAGGAGCCAUGAACCCCAGAGACUUCCGGGGAGGGAGCUCCAAGUCCUGGCUGUGCCUGGUCCUGCUCUUGGCUGCGUGUCUGGGCUUCUACAGCAAUAUUUUCAACCUGAUUCCCAGAUGGGAGCAGAGAGAAGAGUCUCAAAGCCCGGAGGCCCAUCACCUGCAGGACCAACCUGACAGCCUGCCAUUGAGGUAGGAUAAAACACACCGUGGUUCUGCACCGGCUGCUGCUGGAGAAGACGGAGGUCAGUGAGGGCGACUGCCACAUGGACACCUGCAAGAUACCUGAAGUGCCCAGGUUGGUUUACCCCAAGGCUCAGGUCCUCCAGCCCACGAGAACGGAUGUGCUGGUCAUGACCCCGUGGUUUGCUCCCAUCGUCUGGGAUGGGACCUUUGACUCUGCCAUCCUGGACGCCCAAUUUAGAAACACCACCAUUGGGCUGACCAUAUUUGCCAUCAAAAAAUACACGGUCUUCCUGCAGCUGUUCCUGGAGACGGCGGAGAAGUACUUCAUGGUGGGACACAAGGUCAACUACUACGUCUUCACUGACCGGCCGGCGGAUGUGCCCCAGGUCCCACUGCGGCAGGGGAGGCAGGUGGUGGUCCUCGAGGUCCGAAACUACAGGCGCUGGCAGGACGUAUGCAUGCACCGCAUGGAGAUGCUCAGCAACUUCUCUCGGCAGCGCUUCCUCCACGAGGUCGACUACCUCGUGUGCGCGGACGUGGACAUGAAGUUCAGCGACCGCGUGGGCGUGGAGAUCCUGGCCCCGCUCUUCGGGACCCUCCACCCUGGUUUCUACGCAGCAGAUCGCGGGUCCUUCACCUACGAACGCCGCGCGUUGUCUCAGGCUUACAUUCCGAGGGAUGAGGGUGAUUUUUACUAUGCAGGAGGCUUUUUCGGGGGGUCGGUCCUUGAAGUCCACCGGCUCACCGCGGCCUGUCACCAGGCGAUGAUGGCCGACUGGGCCCGUGGCCUCGAGGCCGUGUGGCACGAUGAGAGCCACCUGAACAGGUACCUGCUCUACCACAAGCCCAGCAAGGUGCUGUCCCCGGAGUACCUGUGGGACGAGCAGAUGCUGCGGAGGCCGCCUUACCUGCGGAAGCUGCGGUACGUGGCGGUGCCCAAGAACCACGCACAGAUUCGGAACCGGUGAGCUCUUCUUCUGAGCGCCCAGGCGCCAGGCUGCGGCGCGUGUCGGGGGUCGUCCUGCUGGGGAAGGCACUGGCGGAAGACUUGAGGAGUGGCUGAGUGCACCUCCCUCCGUUUGCUCUUUUGGCGUGGCUCCCACCACUGGUCAAACCAACUCAGCUCUGGGUUUCCAUUCCCCUCUUGUCCCGCGUUCUGUGUAAACGCUGCCCAUCCUUCAAGGUCCGACAAGGUCACCUUCCCAUGAAGCUUUCUUUGCGUCUCUUCUUCCUGCGGCUGAAGUGCAUUGCCGCUCCCUCUGCAUCUCCCUAAGGCGCUAGGUGUCCCCCUUUGGCUGAGUCCGCCAUUCUGCCUGAAUUUCCCACCCGUCUUGCUCAUUAUCGCGUGAGCUCCUGAGGGCAGAGGCCAACACUUGUUCGUCUUUCUAUCCAUCAGUACCUACCUCAGUGCCUUACGCCCAGAAGCUCUCAAGUCACGUUCACAUUCGAAUUUAAGGGCCCCUUCAAAGCCUAGUUUCCCAAGUCAUCGGGCAACUGGAGAGGCCCAGCCUGAAUUCACUGCCUUGCUUUGGUUUGCUGGUGUUGGCAACUUGUUGCUUUCAAUUGCUUGUCGUUUUCUUGUUGAUUUGUGGGAGUCUGCUACAUAUUUUGGAUGCUAGUACUUUUAUUAGACACAUGUUAAAAAUAAAAACACGUUCCAGUUUUUAUGCUGCCAUUUUGACUCUUUUGAUGCAGGUAAAUUUAGGAAGUCAUCCCCUCCUUUGAAAUCAUGCAUUCAGCCUCCUAUGUUAUCCUCCAAAAGCUUUAGGCUUUUGCCUCACACUUAGGUCUUUAAUGUAUUGGAAUUGACUUGUGUGUGGUUUUAAUGUAAGGGACCAAUUUCAUUUUUCUUCCUCCGGACAGCCAUUAUCUGAGCACCAUUUAUUGAAAAUGUAUUUGGAAACUUAUUGAAAAGUUCUUCCCCUUGCUGACUUGUAAUAUCUUCGGUCGCAGAGAACCAGUGUCCCCAUGUGCCUGGGUUUAUUUUGGGCUCUCUAGUCUGUGUUCCAUUUGGUCUAUUUCUCUAUCCUUAUGACAAUAACACACCAUCUUAGUUACUCUAGAUUUGUAAAUAAAUCUUGGGAUCUGAUUGGGCAAGGCCUCCCACCUGCUUUGUCAAGAGUAUCUUGACUGCCCUUGGCCUGUUGCAUUUCCAUCUAACUUUAAAACUCUUUCCAAUUGCUCAAAGGAGGUUUCUGUUAUUUGUUUUUUUUUUAAAUCAGAAUCGUGUUGAAGAUGUCUGGCAUCUUUUUAAUAUUGGAUAUCCCAAACCAUGAGUACAUUUACUUAGGCUUUCUUUAAUGUCUUUCAAUAGAAUCUUAUCAUUUUUCCCAUAAAGAUCAUGCAAAUGUUUUUUAAAAAGAUUUAAAAAUCUUUAAAGACUAAAAAAAAUUUAAUCUGUCUUUCUCAACAUUUUAUUUUGAAAAAGUUAAGACAUACACAAAUUUUAAGGAAUUGUACGGCAAAUAUUCACGUAUCUAUCACCCAGGUGGUACCACUAACAUUUUGCUACGCGCUACGAUUCUUCCACUCACACGUGUCAUCCGUCUACCCUAGCACGUCUCCAUCCCUCCCUCCCUCCCUCAACUCAUCUAAGUUUUGUCUGCAUUUCAGAACAAGUUACAGGUUUCUGUGUGCUUGAAAUACUUCAGCAUACAUACUGUGAACUCGAGUUCAAUAUUUAUUUAGAGUUCUUUUUUUUUCCAGAUAAAAUUUGCACAAAGUGAACGUAAAUUCACCGCACAGAUCUGAAAUGUACUGUUCGGUGAGUUUGACAAGUGCAUACUCCUGUGUACCACAAACUCAACUGAAAUACAGAGCAUCAGUAUCAUCGCCCCCGGAAGUUCCCUUUCCAGUCAAUUCCUGCUCCUAGCCCCCAGAGACAGCCACUGGUCUGACUUUUUUUCACCAUAGAUUCGUUUUGCCUUUUCUGUAACUUUACAAAAACAGUGUCGCAGAAUUCUGUUUGCCUUCUCCUGUUGGCAUUUUAGCGACACUUCUUUGCAUGUUUUUAGUGGUGGUUCUAGGGAUGAGCUCAUGCAUUCUGAACUUUUCACGUCUUACUUGAGUUCAGGUUAUACCAUUUCAUGGAUGAUGUAAGAACCUUGCAGUCACAUAUGUCCAUUUACCGCCUCCCUAUCCUACAUUGUCAUUUGUGCUACAUCCCUGUACAUUACGCAACCCAGACUACAGUGUCGCCAUUCCCAUUUGAAACACUCAUAUUUAUUCUUAAGACAUUAAGAGUAAAAAUUGUCCUUUUAAAUGUCUCAGAUAUUUACCAUUUUUGGUGCUCUUCCUUCCUUCCUUCCUUCCUUCCUAAAUGUCCGAGUUUCAAUCUAGCACCAUGUUCCUUCAGCCUGAAGAGUUUCCUUUAGCAGCCCUUGGCAGGCUGGUUUGCUGGCAACAAAUUCUCUUAAUUUCCCCUUAUCUGGAUGUGUCUGUAUUUCACCUUUAUUCACGAGGAUAGUUUCACUAGUGCUAGAUUCUGGCAGUGUUUUCUUUCAUCGCUUUAAAGAUGCCAAUGCCCUGUCUUCUAACCUCCAUUGCUUCUGAUAAUAAUGCGUUAAUGCUUUGUUUUUGUUUUUCUUUGUUCUUCUCUUGUAAUAAUAGGUUCUUCCCCCUUUGACUGUUUUUAAGACUUAAAAAAAAAAGCCUCUGGAUUCAUCAGUUUGAUGGCACCCGUGUGUGUGUGUGUGUGUGUGUGUGUGUGUGUGUGUGUGUGUGUGCGUGUCUGGCUAGUUACACACGUAUGUUUUGAUUCUGCUUGUGGUUAGCUGAACUUCUGGAACCUGUAAAGUUGUUUUCAUCCACAUUUGGGAAGAUCUCAGCCAUUAUUUCUUUAAAUGCAUUUUCUGCCCAGUUUCCCUUCCCUCUGUCUCUGUGAUUCUGAUCACUUGUGAGUUAGAUCUCUUGAUAUUGUCCGACUGGUCUCUAAGGUUUUGUUCAUUUUCUUCCCCCAGUUUUGUCACUCUGUUUUUCACAUUAGAGAAGUUUUAAAUGUACCUUCGGGUUUUCUUACAUUUUGUUCUGCCAUCUUCAAUCUACUGUUAAGCCUUUCUGAUGAGCUUUUAAAUGUUCAGAUACUAUAUUUUUCAACACUAGAAUCUCCAUUGGGCUCUUUUUCACAGUCACUUUCUUCACUGAGGUUCAUAUUUUUUCUUUCAUUAUGAGCAUAUUUUUCUUUACAUCCUUGAACAUAAUUAUAUUGGUGCCUUUAAAAUCCUUGUCCACCAAGUCCAGCAUCUGGGUCAUCUCAGUGUUGGUCUUCACUGAUUGCCUUGUUUCCCUGAGUAUGGGGGCCACCAACUCAAGAAAACACAUUUCCUGUUUCUUCAUAUGUCUCCUCAUUGUGCAUUGUCCUGUAGAAAUCGUGAUGAUUCAUUGUGGAGACAGAUUCUGUUAUAUUCUUUAGGAAAAUUGUAAUUCUUUUGUUUUAGGAGGCAGUAACUUGGCUAGCUUCAAAAUUUCAAAGUCUGUGUCUUCUGUGGUGGGUCAGAGCUAAAUUGUCUCUUAUUCUUUCAGGAUCCGCUUGGUGGCUGGAAGUCUGUCCCCCACAUGGGUAGUUCACAGCUCCGCCAAAGACAUGGGCUGAGUUUAUACACAAAACUCAGGGCUUCUCCUCUCUGAGUCUCUCAUCUUUGGUAUUUCCCCCUGCAGUUUUCAGCCACUGUGAUUGCUGCAAGCAUGUCCUCUUGUUCUUCAAACCAGUAAGAUGUGAUUUUUUAAAAAACUGAAUUUUAGCUGCAUGUUGCUGAUGGGCACCUAGUCUCAGACUAACAGCUGUAAACAAAAGAAAUCUCUUCUGGUGUUGAUCUCUUCUUCCAAGUGAAGGUUCCCUUCCAAAUCUUCACCUUUGAUCACUUGCCAGAGUCUCCAGGGAAUUCUGUAGAAUUGUAAACAGCUCUUAUACGCAAGAGGGUGGGUUCACUACGAGCUACUCCUCCAUUACUAAAAGCAGAAGCUCUUAAUUUUCUUCCGUACACAUUGCACAUGGUUAGUAAGUUCACUUCUUGGCGCUUAAUGGUUUCUAUGGCUAGCGGAUGUUUUAUUCCUAUUACAAGGGAUCAGCAAACUUUUUCUGUAAAGGGCCAAAUAGUGAAUGUUUUCGGACUAGCGGGCAGGUAGUCCCUGUCACAGCUGCUCAAGUCUGCCACAAUCGUGCAAAAGCAACUGUAAGUAAAACAAACAGAGGAGUGCAGGUGUGUUCAAAUUAAAAUUUAUUUCGGAAAACAGGCAGUGAGCUCGAUUCGGCCCACAGGCCGUAGUUUGCCGAUUCCUGUUGUCACACCAACGAAUUAGUUGCUGCUGACCCGUGGUGUGUGGGAAAGCUCCUUAUUGUACACUGCGCGGAUCAUGCGUCUGGCUAGCUUCUUGAAAUCUUUUAUAAGUCUCAGCUGACUUCUUUCUAAUUGAUUCUCUUGAAAUUUCUAAAUAGAUGAUCCCAUUGAUGGUUAAUUGUAAUAUAAACAAUAAUACUUUUCUUUUUUUUUCUAAUAGUCCUGUUGACUUUCUCUUUUUAUUCCCGCCUGAGACCUGUCCGGCUCUCAGGGUGAUGGUGAACAGGGAGGCGAGUCCACACUGUCGGGGUCUCGGUGACCCCAGGCCAGCUCCUCUGGGGCACGUGGCGAGUGAGCUUCUCCCUCCACUCAGCAAUGCUGACAACUUGGUAGACAUGUGUCCAUGGCUUAGCUCUUCUCCAGAAGUUCUCCUGCAUGAAUUUGGAUUUAUGUAGCCCCACAAAUCACUCUUCUUUGGAUUCCAUCCACAUUUCCACACAGGACGUCUACUCAGGGGUCUGUGCCAUUCUGAGUGGUCCCACCGUGUUGUCCCCUCCAAGACCCCCCUAGGCACGAACACCUCCUGUGGGGCCGCUGCGUCAUCACGCCAUGGGGAAGGGGCUCGGUGUCCUGGGUUCACAUUACCACUCGUUUCUAGCUAGUCUGGGUUUAUUUCCUCUUUGACCCAAAGGUAUUUAGAAGAGUAUUUCUCCCCAUGGUUAGUUUAGUUUAUUUUUUGUGCAAUGCUUUAGUUGUUCAUUUCUGGAUUCACCGUUUUUUUAGUCAAAGGGUAUGACCUAUGCUUGCUUGGCAUCAUUUGCCCUCAUGCUAGCUGGCUCCUUCCCAGGUGUGUAUGCACAACAAUGUGCCUCUGUAACCCAAAUUGUGAAAAGAACCGUGUGUUUACUUUGGUAACAUCUCCUGCCAACCAGUGGGUGAUAAACAGAUUUAUCUACUUAUUCAUUGUCCUUGCCUUGUUGAUUCGGGCUUGUAGGCGGUGCGUGUAUAAGCCUGAUUUUAUUCACAGGAA
Vicugna pacos (alpaca) is the source of this 6630-nucleotide messenger RNA. NCBI's taxonomy places the organism in Eukaryota, Metazoa, Chordata, Mammalia, Artiodactyla, Camelidae. The record is from RefSeq and is a predicted model, not a curated record.